This is a messenger RNA of Toxorhynchites rutilus septentrionalis, 1052 nucleotides long. RefSeq names its product SAGA-associated factor 11 homolog (gene Sgf11). Gene Ontology annotation, biological process: regulation of transcription by RNA polymerase II; positive regulation of DNA-templated transcription. Gene Ontology annotation, cellular component: DUBm complex; SAGA complex. Lineage: Eukaryota; Metazoa; Arthropoda; Insecta; Diptera; Culicidae. Bases 239 to 781 code for a protein of 180 amino acids. The transcript has 3 exons. Gene Ontology annotation, molecular function: transcription coactivator activity. The record is from RefSeq and is a predicted model, not a curated record.
GCUAGAAAUCCAUACACUUUCAAAUCAAGUGUUCCUGAAAAAAUUAUAUUCUUCACGUAAACAAACGAUGAAAAUGUGGACACUUUUUAGUUAGUGAAUUGUAUGGAGUUCCACUGCUGUGCUGUAAGUAUGCAUACACUCUCCUACGAAACAUAGUGGAAAAAAAUAUAUUCGUCGAUGUAAACAAGCGGUGAAAAAGGAGACACUUUUCGACGAGUGAUUUAAAAUUCAUUUAAUCAUGAGUGAAAGUGAUUCAAUACACUCCGAAUAUGCGGAUGAAACUGAACUGUUGGCUGAGUUUCAUAAUUAUAUGAAGGAUCCCGAUACGCGAGAGAAGGCAGCGAAUUAUUUGCUAGAUUCACUAAUAGAUGAAGCAAUUUUAGGCGUAGUCUUUGAAAUGCAUCAUGCAUUGAAAACAGGUACCAACGCGGCCAUCGAGGGCCAACCGGAGGAUUGUGAACCUUACACGAUUGUAGACUUACCCGACAUGGACGUUUUUGGGUUUUCCAACAGUAAAAAAGCAAUCGAUUGUAGCUGCCCCAACUGCAAUCGAAUAGUAGCAGCGUCUCGGUUUGCUCCUCAUCUCGAAAAAUGCAUGGGAAUGGGACGAAAUUCUUCACGUAUUGCAAGUAGACGAAUAGCAAACACGAGAGACGGUGGAAAUUAUUUUGGCGCAGAUGAGGAUGAUGAGGACGAUGCAGACUGGUCUGGGGAAAAGCGGAAGAAGAAAAUUGCGCCUGUAAGGACCAACGGAAGUAAGAAAAAUGGAAAAUCUUCAUGAAGAUGGAAAACAUGGUGAAUCCCUGGAAACAAAGACUAAGAUCUAGUAAUAACACAUUUGACGAAUGCAAGAAAUAAUGAUAAGCUAAUUUGGAAAUGAUAAUGCAUCCCUUCGUGAAAUAUCGCUCUGCUCUGAUUGUUUCUGAGAUAAAUUGGGAAACUCAACUAUAUCCAAAUGAGAAUAUAACUUACACAAUAAUAUUAGAUUGUUAAAAAGUGUUUAUUCCGCAUGUGUUUAGUAAAAUAAUUAACGUUUUGUCUCAAAUUCCGAA